This is a messenger RNA of Hermetia illucens (black soldier fly), 3468 nucleotides long. RefSeq names its product syndecan (gene Sdc). Gene Ontology annotation, biological process: cell migration. NCBI's taxonomy places the organism in Eukaryota, Metazoa, Arthropoda, Insecta, Diptera, Stratiomyidae. Bases 539 to 1549 code for a protein of 336 amino acids. The transcript is spliced from 6 exons. The record is from RefSeq and is a predicted model, not a curated record. Gene Ontology annotation, cellular component: cell surface; membrane.
AUCAGCCGAACCCGUCCAGCGGAACGACGUUUCCGAUGCUCACGCACGAAGCGAAGUGAAUGGGGGUGCGCUCUUCGUCUCUGUCCGACCAGUUCCAAGAGUGUGUUCCAAUGCGAGUGUCGUUUGUUCCGCCGAGUCCGCCGUCGGAGUUUCGCACGUUUUCUGGAGGACAAUAAUCCGCCGCAGCGAAUCGCCCGCGCCCCAAAAACUUGUCGUGCGUGAAUUUGCAGUGUCCUGGUCCGAGUGGCGAGUCCGCGAAUCGAUUUUCGGGCCCCUCACCCACUAAUUGGGCAGUGUUUGUCGCGUAUGCCGUCAGUUGGCUGCCGUUGGAGCCCCCGCGACCCCUGUGCGCCCUCGCUUCAUGGAAAACGUCGUUCUGGCCACUAUUUAGGUUUGCCUGACUUGUGAUCGCGUAAACAGUCGCCGUGAAUUGGGGCUCCCGCGCCAGUGCCCGUGAGUGAACGAGUGCGACCCAGUGAGCGUCCGAUUGGUGUUUGGCGUCCACAGUGUCCUGGAGCGCCCGUGGGCAGGAGUCGAGAUGCUGCCGAGCAGGAGGACAUCAGGCCGUCGGCCGUCAGGCUGGCUGCUGGCCAUUGUUUUGAUCGGCCUGGCCGCGACAGCGACCGCCGGAGAAGAGAAGAGCAGUAACACUGAGUCGAAAACUGUCCAACCCUCAACAACAACAUAUAAUGCAACUCCUAGAGAUGAAAUAUAUAUUGACGAUGAAGGAAUUGAAGGAUCUGGAGGUCGUGGCGAAAUCCACGACGAUUUAGAGAAAGAGCCGGAUUUCUCUGGUUCAGGCUUUGGACCAGAUGAUGAAGAUUCCACCACUGAUCGUCAUCACAGCACAUCCGGACAUCAGACAUCGUAUUCGUCCUCGUCAGGAGUCGGUGGUAACUCGGGCGGCACAUCAAAUACAAAUACCAACCGCCAAGAUAUAAACAAUCGAAAGGAAACAACACGUGUUACCGAAUACGAUCUUGGCUCAGGUGAUGGUGAUAUUGAUCAUGAUGACGACGAAGAUGUUGAUCGCGAACUUGAAAGUGUGGUUACCGAUCGUAGUGAAGAUGAUGAUAAUAAGAAAAAGGACGAUAGCGAUGGUGGCGAUGACAAUGGAUCCGAUAUAUUCACAAUCGUUACCGAUCCUAAUAAACAUGACGCCGAUGUUAUUGAACAUAGCACAGAUAGAUCUGGUGAAUCUGGAGUGAUUACGAAGGACGUACCAAAAUCAGGUAGUGAGAUCGAUCUUUCAGAAGGCAAAUCAAGAAAUCCAUCAACAGAUCAAGGUAGCACAAAUAGUGAAGAAGUCUUGAUAAUGAAUACAAAGAACGAAGAUAGGACGGCGAGCUUCUUUGCUCAGCCAGGAAUUUUGGCAGCCGUGAUUGGUGGAGCGGUAGUUGGUCUGUUAUGUGCGAUUUUAGUAGUUAUGUUCAUCGUGUAUAGAAUGCGAAAAAAGGACGAAGGUUCGUAUGCUUUGGACGAGCCGAAACGAUCUCCAGCACUCAAUACGUACGCGAAAAAUGGUAACAAUCGUGAAUUCUACGCCUGAGGAUUUUCUAUAAAUUCCAAUGAUGAUGGUAACUUGUAGUGAAAUUAUAUUUACAUACAAAAGAAACAAACAAAAAAACAAAAACAAAUGAAUACAAAGCGAAGCCAUAAAACUGAUUAUUCAAAUGCUAGAAAGAAUUUUGCAAAAUCGCAAUCUAUAAUUAGCACUACCACUUUAAUUGAUGACUAAAAAGAUUCUGUUGCCAGGCUGCAACAGAUACGCUAGAACCUAUUAAGAAGACAAGAGAAGGAAGCAGAAGAUGUUUUAUGUAAAACAAAAAUUUAAUUUCGAAAUGAAAUACCAAAAAUAAUGUUUAGAAAGCCCUUACACUAACUAGCAUAAUUUAGGACAGAUUUGAAGCUCUUAAUGAAUAUUCUUAGGUCUUUUUUCUUCCAAAUCGGCAAGCGGAAAACAGUUUCGGACGCGACGCGAGAUCCUCUCUUCAAUCUGUUCAUGUCGAAAUUAAAUUUUUUCCACACAUAUAUAUAUAUUAGUAACAUAGUUUUGAGAUAAAUAAGAGAAGUGUAAAGCGAACAAAAUAAGCUAGUUUUUAGUGAUUAGAACCGUUAAGGAAAAAAGAAAAAGCCUCUUUGAGUAAGUUAUCAAAGGGAAUAUAAAAGGAAAGCAUAAGAGUAACGGAAUUCAACGUUUUUUGUAGAGAUCAUGUGGUAAUUAACAUGUAAUGAUUCUUGUUUUUGUUGAUUACAGCAUUUAUAGAUUGUCCCUAUUAUCGCGUGCUGCUAGAUAGACAGCUUAGAUCUGAUAUAUACACUUUAUUAUUUUUACUAAUGAUAUUUUUAAUUUUACUAUAUAUUUUCUUAUAAAUUAUUGAACCCAUUAUAGCUUCCAAUUUAUAUAACUAUAUAUAUUAGAGUUUUAAGCAUUCAUAAUUGUAUAAUUUCUGCAAGAAAAUAGGUCGAAAAUCAAAAAAUACCAAAAAAUUCUAUUCGAGAGUUUUUCGACGCCAUUCCAUAUUGCUUUUUCAUGCAUUGAGUGCAAUCAUUCCCGGGCCUAGCUUUGAUAUUUCCAUUUUAAAAUAGAUUACGCUUCACGACUCGUCUAUCCGACCAAACUGACUUUUAUACAACUCAUAAAACGAAUCAAUCUAACACGCAUUUACUACGUAAACCACGAAUACUCUUGAGCUCUUGUUGCAAUUCAUCAUGUUUCACCUACUUUCUUGCACUAGGUUCGUAAUAAUUUCUUUUUCUGUCUCUAAUUAAGUUUGGAACUCAAUAGCAAUACACACAUCACAACUAAUUCCUGCUCCUGUUCCUCUCUGUCCAGCAAAUGAAAAUAUAUGAACACUUGUUUACGUAAAUGAGAAAACAUAUCGCCUUUGUUUUCACGUUUAAUAUUAACUGACUCCUAUGUAAAGGCCAUUUCAUUCGACUAGUGCAAAAUAAUGUUAGUACCGCCCAGGCACUACCCUUCCUGCGCUCAGGAAGCAGCCGGUACCUAGCGUAGUUGUACGUUUAUAUAAUAUUUAAUUUUUAACGGACAUUGUCAAAUUUGUACCAAUCUAUCAGAUAAGAAAUACAAAAAUAUGAAAAACUAACAAUAUCGUAACUUAGCAGAGAAUAAUAAAAACGGACUUCAUAAGAAUAUUGAUAUUACACACAAGGACAACACUUUGCGCUAAUAUGAGAAAUCUCAGUUGUUCUGUUUGUUUUUUUCCAAGAGCAUUCGAUAUAGCAAACAGCAGAAUGCAUGACUGAAAUAGAAAUGGCUAGUUCUGAUUACAGAUGAAAGGAAAAUAAAAGUUUAUGGAACGCUGUAAUGAAUUUUAGUUGAAGAAUUUUUAUUCGAGUCAACGUUAUGUUUUCAAUAUUGAUCAUGAUUGGAUACGAUUUUAUAAUAUCCUUUUGUAAUUAAAUGAUAAUAUUUAUGGGAUAAUAAAACAAAACUUAAUUGUAUUA